This is a messenger RNA of Scomber scombrus (Atlantic mackerel), 963 nucleotides long. RefSeq names its product sperm-tail PG-rich repeat containing 1 (gene stpg1). The record is from RefSeq and is a predicted model, not a curated record. Gene Ontology annotation, molecular function: chromatin binding; histone binding. Gene Ontology annotation, biological process: epigenetic programing of male pronucleus. Bases 1 to 963 code for a protein of 320 amino acids. The transcript has 8 exons. Gene Ontology annotation, cellular component: germinal vesicle; female pronucleus; male pronucleus. NCBI's taxonomy places the organism in Eukaryota, Metazoa, Chordata, Actinopteri, Scombriformes, Scombridae.
AUGGGCAACAUGUACCGAGGACUUAUUAAAAGUGAUGUUUCAUCUUCAAUACCAACAAAAUACCAAACGGUGGUGAUACAAAAUCAAGAAAAAAAAGGGUUUUCAUCUCAAGCUAAGAGGUUCCCAUCACAAGUCUGUCUGAAUGAAAACCCAGGACCAGGCAGCUAUGUUUGUAUGUCCAGCACUGAGGUUAAAAAUCCUUCUUUCUCAAAGAAAGGCACCACAGGCUUCGUUGGAUCCAAGGCUGCCAGAGCUUCCAGUAUCUCCCAGAGAGGAAUACCAGGACCAAAUGCAUACAACCUGCCGAGCUGCUUCUUGAACAAAUACGACUUUAACACCGGAGUCUCCAGAGUGUUCAGAACACCUGUGGCUGUGCAGCCGGAUUUUCCAAAGAACGAAACUCCAGCUCCAAAUCAAUAUGAUGUCAGUUGUGAGGGUAAAGAGAGAAACUUCUCGAUGGCUGGUACAUCAUCCUUCCUGUCAAAAACUGGGCGCGACGUCUUGUGCUUAAACUAUAUGCCAUCACCAUGCCAUUAUGAAGUGAACAGCAACUUACUCCACAGUGGCUCCAAGGCAAUCCUGUCCCCCUUCAAAUCAAAAACUAAGAGAAUCCCCCCUCCAAUGGACAACCGUGUGCCAGGUCCAGGAGCCUACACUCCACAUCAGCCCCCUGCACCUGUGAAGAAAACCAUCCUCCCGAGGAGAUGUUACCUGGCAAUAUCAGCGCCUCCUCUGAUUGUUCCUAAGGACCCUCCUCUGCCAGGACCUGGACAAUAUGACCUAGGGCUUUAUGAUGGUCUGUUCAAGCAUCCCAUGCCUACUGCUGCGUUUGCAUCCAAAACUGAAAGGAUGCCCCAAGACUCACGGGCCAGUCUGAGGCCAGGCCCAGGUUUCUAUAAUCCACAGAUUCUGUCAAAGCAGUCCUUCUUUUACAACGACUCCAGAGUCUGGAUUCCUGUGUGA